AUGUCGCCAACUCCAACACCCCUCCAAAUCCCAGCCCUAGACGGCCUAAACCCCUUCACCCGUCCCCUAACCCCAUCCGACAUCCAAUCCUGCGUAACCGUCGAAAACGCGGCCUUCAUCGAACAAGAGCGAUGCUCCGAAGAAAAGUUCGAAUAUCGCCUCCACCAAACCCCGGGACUUUGUCUCGGCCUGUUCAUUAAACCCAAUGAGCACGACACAGAACAACUCAUCGCGCAUGUCAUCGCCAAUCGAUCAUCUUCUAGAACCAUCGCUGAGGGGUCGAUGCAGAUGCCCCCUGACUGGCAGUCUCGCUCGUCUAGUGAAGCAGUCGUGGUAGACGGGGAGGUCAUCGGGGAUGAUCCGCAUGGAAUGAACGUUGCGGUGCAUUCGGUAGGUGUUAUGCCCCGGUUUCAGGGGACGGGGGUGGGUAAGAGUCUUCUCAGGGUGUAUGUGGAGUAUAUUAGGAAUUCGGGGGUUCGGGGUGAGCGGAUAAUACUGAUCUGUCAUGAUUAUUUGAUUCGGUUUUAUGAGAGUGCCGGGUUUGAGGUAAGGGGGCCGAGUGAGUGUUUGUUUGCUGGUGGGGGCUGGUUUGAUAUGGAACUGGUGGUUUGA
Aspergillus alliaceus is the source of this 612-nucleotide messenger RNA. Its product is annotated as acyl-CoA N-acyltransferase. Gene Ontology annotation, cellular component: cytoplasm. Gene Ontology annotation, molecular function: aralkylamine N-acetyltransferase activity. Lineage: Eukaryota; Fungi; Ascomycota; Eurotiomycetes; Eurotiales; Aspergillaceae. The record is from RefSeq and is a predicted model, not a curated record. The transcript has 3 exons. Bases 1 to 612 code for a protein of 203 amino acids.